Sphaeramia orbicularis (orbiculate cardinalfish) is the source of this 1705-nucleotide messenger RNA. Its product is annotated as olfactory receptor 2AT4-like. Bases 545 to 1510 code for a protein of 321 amino acids. Gene Ontology annotation, cellular component: membrane. The transcript has a single exon. Gene Ontology annotation, biological process: detection of chemical stimulus involved in sensory perception of smell; G protein-coupled receptor signaling pathway. Lineage: Eukaryota; Metazoa; Chordata; Actinopteri; Kurtiformes; Apogonidae. Gene Ontology annotation, molecular function: olfactory receptor activity; G protein-coupled receptor activity; odorant binding. The record is from RefSeq and is a predicted model, not a curated record.
UAUUAAUCUAUUUUAGUUUCAUUCUAAUUUGAUAAUCUUGCACUAAACAGUGAUUUUAAAAUGCAGUUACAGGAUGCAUAAGCUCAUUAGAUUCCCCUUCAAUACACUAAUUAGAUAUUUUUUUGAGCACAACCAAAUGUUCAGUCAAAAUAAGUGGAAGCCUUAUUCUCCAUGGAUCAAAUUAAUAUCUGACAUUAAUGGGGUUCUACAUUAUUAUGGAAGCCUUAAACCCCUUGAGAUCCUUCAGGUAAGUAUAUCUUCUGCUGUUCAUAAGUCAGAGAAGCAGCUCUCUGCCUGUUGCAGCUGUUUGCAGCACCACAGAGCCAACAGCAUCCUUUCAGGUAUGUACUAUUAACCUGUCAUUUUAAUUUAGUAAAGGCAAUAUUUUAUGCACGGCUGUGUUUGAAUGUGAUUACUAAAGUAGUGUAAAUGCUGAACAAUGUAUGUGUUUACAGGACCUUGACUGAUCCAGGAAUUAAUGAACAAUGUGACUUGAUUUCUCUCCUCCUCAGAUUCUGUCAUCAGCAGUCUGUGCACUUCAACUAUGUCUUUAUUCAGACCUGCUUUAAAUGAUUCUGUCAUUAUUCAUCCUCCAGGCUUCUAUAUCUUUGGAUUUCAGACAUUUCCUUAUAUUAGUGUGUAUUUUAUCUUUCUAGUGUUUGUUUAUGCCGUUACAGUUCUGUUCAACUUUCUGGUUAUCUUUGUAAUUGUGUUUAACCACUCAUUACACACUCCUAAGUUUUUGGCUGUGGCAAACCUCGCAGUUAUUGAUGUCAUUCUGAAUACAUGCACUAUUCCCGGGAUGAUAAAGAUAUUCCUGGUUAAGGACAGCUUCAUUCCAUUUAACCUUUGUUUGCUCCAGAUGUUUGUCUAUUACACAUAUGCAUCUUUGGAGUCAUAUGCACUCGCUAUCCUUGCCUAUGACAGGUUAAUUGCUAUAUGUUUUCCUCUUCGUCAGCACUCCAUCAACACACUGCGGAGCAUGACUUGUAUCGUCUCCCUGAGUUGGUCUAUUUCUGUGGCAGUCACAGCAUUUUCAAUAAUAAUAAUGACUCGACUGUCUUUUUGCAGGUCUGUCAGAGUGUUCAGUUAUUUCUGUGACUAUGCACCGGUGUUCAGACUUGCCUGUAAUGAUUACUCGCUGCAGUGGUCUGUGGCUUCUUUGUUAAGUAUUCUGAUUCUUUUUGUACCUUUUAUUUUCAUUAUUCUGACCUACAUCACCAUCCUGCUGACUGUCUUCUCUAUGAAAUCACUGGAUAGUCGCGCAAAAGCUCUCACCACAUGUGUUGAACAUCUAAUACUUGUUGCUAUAUUUUACCUACCACUGUUAAUCAUUUUCAUGAUCGGGUUUUACCAGAAAGUCAUUGAACCUGACCAACGUGUACUGAGUUUGUCAGUGGCCUCAUGCAUCCCACCCUGUGUUAAUCCUAUUAUUUACUCAUUACAAACUAAAGAGAUCAAAUGCAGGGUCCUGGCUUUAGUACGAAAAACAAAAAUUGACAUCCACUAACCUGUUAGAAAUAUUUUGAGGGUAAAUAAAAUGUGUCAGUGACUUUAUAGAAUGUGCAGUGUUUGAAAGUGCAUGGUACUCCAGAACAUACAUAGAAUUCAAUAGGAUUUUAAUCAACACUAAUCCUCACAAUAGCAACUUAUUUUUAAGUUUUUGGAGGAAAUGUCCUGUGUCUUUUUUAAAUAUAACAUACAG